Helobdella robusta is the source of this 1233-nucleotide messenger RNA. RefSeq lists its product as hypothetical. The transcript has 6 exons. The record is from RefSeq and is a predicted model, not a curated record. Lineage: Eukaryota; Metazoa; Annelida; Clitellata; Rhynchobdellida; Glossiphoniidae. Bases 1 to 1233 code for a protein of 410 amino acids.
AUGCCGUCAUUUUCAUGGCUAAUUAGCGUACCAGAUAAGAACUAUCAUCGUCAUAGAGAUACUAAAGGCAAUUCACUUUGUUUCAACGCGGACAGUGCACUAGAUCUGAGAAACAUCAGAUCGCUUAUCGAAUGUUCUCUCAAGUGUUCUCAAUUCAAUAGUCUCGACAACAAAUUUGGGCAAAAUUGUAACGCAAUUAACUACAUAGGGAAUAAGAAUGAGGCGAACAAGUUGUGUCAAUUGCUAGUGCAUCGCUGCGAUGUUAAUUAUUUCAUUGAAUCUCCAUCCGAUGUCUGUUCGGCCUUUGAGGAUGUGCAAGAGAGGCGGAUUAUAAAAUCUUUACGUGAGUUUUGCAAGACAAAUUUUCAUGAAAUAUUACUGAAUGAUAAAUUAUCAAAAAAAUUUUGUUUAGCUGCUGUUGGUUCAGCUUACACCAAUGAAAUAGUUUCACUCUACCCUCUCGUGUUUGUUGACGAGUGCAUCUUUCCAGUAACAUUCAAAGGGGGUUUAUUCUACGCAUGUUCCAACGCCUUGCCUGAGGUCGAAAACAUCUGCUUUCUGCCAAUGUGCCUUGAUAAGUAUAGGAGGUUGUCAGUUUGUCUAAAUCCUUACCAAUCCAAUUUAGCCAACGAGACAGUUAGUUUGAGAAUUCCAAACAGCAAAAUCAAUUUGAAUGUUGUGAAAGUUAAUCGCUGGAUCGUCAUUCAGCAAAGGAUAAGUAAUUUGACAAGUUUCAACCAAUCGUGGGAGACGUAUAAGAACGAUUUUGGCAAGUUUGAUAGAAAUUUUUGGCUCGGUCUGGAGAACAUUCACCAGCUGACGUCGUCUGCCAACUACAGUUUGAGAUUGGAAGUCUGUGGAAAUGGAUACUGGGUCUCAGAUGAAUACGAUCAUUUUAUGGUAAACUCAGCUGAAUUCAACUACUCUCUGAACGUAUCAAACUACAACGGAGAUAAUUUUGACGUUUUAAACAUCGUACCGACAAAUCUACCAAUCAGUCAGGGACACAACGGGAGAAUGUUCAGCACAUUCGACCGCGACAAUACACCACUUCAAAGGAGCACUGGCAUGCACAUGGCUUCUGGCAACUGGUUUGAUGGUAACAGCUACGCCCAAAAUUUGAAUGGCGUAUAUGAUGUGAAUUUUCAGUACUACGUGUUGAAAUUUGGUCGCUUGGUGGAUGUUCAGUACUGUAGAAUGAUGAUCAAGUUGUUUGAUUUUAAUCUGGUCUGA